Oncorhynchus kisutch (coho salmon) is the source of this 4891-nucleotide messenger RNA. RefSeq names its product SH3-containing GRB2-like protein 3-interacting protein 1. Gene Ontology annotation, cellular component: clathrin-coated vesicle; plasma membrane; cytoplasm. The coding region runs from base 263 to 2488 and encodes 741 amino acids. Gene Ontology annotation, biological process: synaptic vesicle endocytosis; clathrin coat assembly; clathrin-dependent endocytosis. The record is from RefSeq and is a predicted model, not a curated record. NCBI's taxonomy places the organism in Eukaryota, Metazoa, Chordata, Actinopteri, Salmoniformes, Salmonidae. The transcript has 25 exons.
UGCUGGACACAACACAUGGCCCAUGCGCUGCUCCACUUGUGACAAGCACUGCGACAUGCCUAAAUGAGGCAGAGACAGCGUCCCUGAACAUGACUAGAUGCUAAUUCUGUCGAAUAUACACGUAUUUACUGCAAAGAGAAGACUGGCGCACGUACAGACUCCUUGACAUCUCUUCUCCCUACAGUUCUCUUUUCAUCCAUUCGUCCUUCCAUCCGCCUGUGGACCUACAGAUAUGCGACAUGCUCCAUGGAGAUUGCUGUAGAUGGCUGAAGAGCUGUGUACUGGCUGGUUUCGCAUUGUUGCAGGCUCCUUGGAGAUAGAGGAAUGCAAAUCUGCAAUCAUGAUGGAAGGUUUGAAAAAACGUACCAGGAAGGCCUUUGGGAUACGGAAGAAAGAGAAGGGAGACAAGGACAAUGACUCCACGGGGUCCCCUGACAGAGAUGGGGGUUCCCAGAAGAAGGCCAAUGGAGCAGCUGUCAAUGGGUUCUCUGGAGAGAUCGACUGGGACAGAUAUAACACCCCUACAGUGGACGAUGAAGGUUACAGUCUCAGGCCAGAUGAGGAGGAGGGGCCAGGAUCGGCCGGCCCCAAACCCCCCAAGGAGCACUUCUUCUCCUCCAGCGAGUCAGAGGGAGAGGAGGACCACCGGAAAAAGUUUAAGAUCAAGAUCAAACCGUUACCAGCGGAAAGUGCCAACUGUUUGGCCCCGUCAGUAGAUGAACUCAAAGCCUCCAUAGGCAACAUAGCUCUGUCUCCCUCUCCUCUGAGGAGUAGUCCGAGACGUAGCCCGGGGUUGAUGAAUAAGGACUGUAGUGAAGAGAUACAGGUAGCUCGGCCAAGACGUUCUGCACCCAUUGCAGCCCCCACGUUAGCAGCCCCGGUGCUACAAGCCCCCAGAAGUAAGAAAUCGCCAGCAGUACCACUACCAGAGAAGGAACCAGCCCCAGUACCAGUACCAGCCCCAGUACCAGCCCCAGCCCCAGUACCAGUACCAGCCCCAGUACCAGCCCCAGUACAAGCACCAGUACCAGUACCAGAGGACGCUACAGCCUUAUUUGGACCUCCCCUGGAGACAGCCUUCAGAGAGCAGAAAACUGAAGUGGGAAUAUCUGAGCAGGUGGUGUGUGAUGUGUGGGGUGCUCCUCUACCUGAGUCUGAGUCACUGAGCCCAGACUUCUGUUUCACCAGAACCUUCUCCACAGGAACUCCGCCUCCGCUUCCGCCAAAGAAUGUCCCGACCUCCCCUCCUCCGACCAGCUCCCCCUCUGCAGAUGCUGCCGGAGCAUCCUCUCCAGCUCGUCCUGCUACACCGUCAACUCCAUCAGCGGUUUUCAGCAGCCCUCCCCCUCCCCCUCCACGCCCCACCUCACGACCCAAAUUGCCCCCUGGGAAACCCAGCAAGGGGGACAUGAGCCGGCCCUUCAGUCCCCCGGGCAGUCACUCGUCCAGCCCCCCUUCCAUUGCCCCCCUGGCCCAGGCUGAGAGCACUUCCUCUAUCUCCUCCAACAACUCCCUGAGUGCAGCCACCACCCCCACCGUCGGUAAAAAUCUCACCCUUUCUGUGUCAGAAGAUGAUGCAUUUGUAGACAAACUGCCUACAUUUGGGAGGCCUUUUGAUUCUCUGGCAGGCUGCUCCAGGGGACCCAGCCCUCUCACCAUGGGUGCCCAGGACACCCUUCCGGUGGCGGCAGCUUUUACUGAAACAGUCAAUGCCUUCUUCAAAGGAGCCAACCCUAACAAGUGUGUUGUGAAGAUCACAGGCGAGAUGGUGCUGUCGUUUCCAGCGGGGAUCACACGCCACUUUGCCAAUAACCCGUCCCCUGCCGUGCUAACCUUCAGCAUAACCCACUACAGCUGGCUGGAGCAUGUGCUGCCUAAUCCCCAGCUACUCUGCUGUGACACCGCCACAACACCCAACCCUGACUGCAAGACCUUCUGGGUGAACAUGCCAAACCUGAUGACCCAUCUAAAGAAGGUGGCUGAGCAGAAACCCCAGGCCACAUACUACAAUGUGGACAUGCUCAAAUACCAGGUAUCAGCGCAAGGCCUCACGUCGACCCCCCUGAACCUGGCAGCCAGUUGGCGGUGUGAACCCACCAGCACGGACCUCCGGAUAGACUACAAGUACAAUGGCGGCUCCAUGACAACGCCCGUGGCGCUCAACAACGUCCAGUUCCUGAUCCCCGUAGACGGAGGGGUCACCAAGCUACUGGCUGUGCUUCCCCCUGCCGCAUGGAAUGCAGAGCAGCAAAGAAUCCUGUGGAAGAUUCCUGAUAUUUCCCAGAAAUCUGAAAAUGGAGGUAUUGGCUCAUUGUUGGCACGGUUCCAGCUGUCGGAGGGCCCCAGUAAACCCUCUCCCCUGGCGGUUCAGUUCACCAGCGAGGGCAGCACUCUGUCAGGCUGUGAUAUAGAACUGGCUGGGCCAGGGUACCGCUUCUCACUCAUCAAGAAGAGGUUCGCUGCAGGAAAAUACUUGGCAGACAACUGAUACUUCAUACUACUACUGAACAAAUACACUGGAGAUCAUCAUCUCAAUGGACUAAUGAAAUCCUAUACUACAGAGGACAGACCUACACCACCACCUCCCUACAGACAGACACUUCUUUCUAAACCCGCGAGACAGACAGGCCAAGGCCACACAGCCUACUGUACCCAGCAGUAUUGUAUAGCUUGCAUAUAGUCUCGUGGACCGUUUUAGGGUGUAAUUAUUGUAUUUGUAAAAUGUAUUAAAAUGUAUUAAUUUCAGAACAUCUGUAUUGCUGCUGCUCUAGACAUCCACCCGGGUUUCCCUCUCUAAAGGUACAUGCUUCUGCCUCUCUAUCCCACUCUCUAACGUGUGGUGUUCAAACACUGCUACAGCUACCUAGCUACUCAACCGCAAAAUCAUGGUCUCAACCGUGAACCUAACACAUAAUACACUGAGUAUAUUUUGAUGCAACAACAAAUAUGUGGUAUUAGGAGAGGAUGUAUGAAAAGACCAUUGGGUUGUGCCAUUGAGUGAACUAAGAUGAAUAGACGCACCAUGAUGUCACACUCCUCCAUUCAGUUUAAGGGAGGGGCUAAUUCUUGCUUCUCGCAUGCCUCUGAUUGGACACGGUUAGAGCUACCAUGGAAUUCUGGGUAUUGGAGUUUUUAUGUUGUUGGGUUUUUAACAGUUAAUGCGUUACACACUGGCAUAGCAGGUUUAAAGGACAUUGUUCAUUUGGAUGGUGACCAUUAGCGGACUCCUCUCUCUUCUUUGAAUGCAGUGAUUUAACAUCGGCUUCAAACAUAUACUCUCAACAUUUUCCUCAGAAAUUAUCAGAAAGUCCUGAGUAGUUAGGCAGCUGCUACAAUAAAUACAUUCUUGGUUGCAAUAUAAAACAAAUAUAAUGUUUCCCUCAAUAAAUAAACCUGUACAAAGUCUUAUUUUAAAUGAAUAAUAUAUAUCUGAAAGGGCGUUUGGUGUUUUCCUUCCUUUCUGUUGUUCCUGACACAGCAGUGGUAGACGUACUUCAGAGUACAUUACAGCAUUCUAUUUUUAUUUAUUGAUGAUAAUGAUUUUAAAAGUAUGUAAAAAAGUAUGUGAUUCUGUAUAUGAAUAGAAUUUCAAUGGUAUUGUAAUUUAGAAUGAAGGUAUAAAUAUUCUAAUGAUCUUUUGUUAUCUGUGUAGUUGGGUAACCUGUGUACAGUAUAAUGUAUAAGGUAUAAUUUUAGAAUUUAUUUCAGAUAUAUAAUUUUUUAACUCAAGUGCAUCAGAAGGUUUGACUACAGUAUAUAUGCGCGUGGGGGGAUAAAAUAAAAAAACUUGAUGAAUAGCACCUGGAUGUGUACGUCAGGCUGUAUGAAAGCAGUGUUAUUUAGAGUUACACUAAUAGUUAUUACCUUGGAUGAUCAGUCAGGUUUUGACUAUGUUCUGCUCUGUUUCCAUUCACCUCAAUGUGUUAUUCUGCAUCAAACAGCAUGAACUCCCCUUCGGAUCAAACCAACCAGCGCUUGAAUCCAUGGCUUUAUUUUGCAUAAUGGUAAUGGUCUCUGUGAGAUGACAUGGUGACGAGGAUUUGGAGGGAGGUUAGAUGACCAAAACGCUUUUUGUAUUUUAUGUGUGUACUCCAGACUGUCCUCUAAAAGAUAGAGAAAUAAGGGGAAUAUUUUUUUAAACAACAAAAAACCCAUCUUGUUUCAUGUGAAGAACACUGUGCUGAUAAUGUUAGAAACCUCCUGAAUGCUCUGAUAUUCAACAUAGAGAACAAAAUGUGUGUGAUGACGUUUAACUUAAAAGGUCUCCUCGUGUGGGCAUCAUAAGUAUGUCAGGAUACUAUCUGUACUUCAUGAAGCUACAUAACACCAUUUAUACACCUGCCUUAGAACUGCCAUAGAAGUGUCUUACAUGUCCAUUUUGUCUGACCAUUUAGUUGGCAUUUCUAAGUAAGGCAUCAAUGAAUUGUGUCAUGUAGCUCUCUGUAUAGCUGUUUAGUGAGUAACACUUUACUUGAACAUUAUUGUACACACCUAACUAUAGUUAACAGAAAUGACAUUGGUAAUGUUAUUACUGUUUAUGAACUAUGUAUGAUCUCUGGUCGUGCUUAUGAUGGAGGGAGGGUUCAAGCUAAGUGUUACGGCAUGGGUAAUGUAAUGUGUGUCUGCACACAGUUACGGUAUAGUGUUAAAGUGAAGUGGUCCACCAACCAAUAGACUCGUUGACCUGUUGUCAUGUUAACUGUGAGAACUGAAGACCAGAGCAGGAAGUGUGUCUGUGUGUGGCGUGCUAAGCCAGACUGCUUUGGGUACCGUACUGUUUCUCUGUCAACCACAUGUGCAAGCUGUGUUUGUACAGACAAUGUUAAGAUGAUCUGAUGAGAAACUAAGUUUGCUUUUUUCCAAAACCAAUAAAAGUGAUGAACUGGACAUG